Messenger RNA from Chenopodium quinoa (quinoa), 2034 nucleotides. RefSeq lists its product as uncharacterized. Gene Ontology annotation, molecular function: zinc ion binding; nucleic acid binding. Lineage: Eukaryota; Viridiplantae; Streptophyta; Magnoliopsida; Caryophyllales; Amaranthaceae. Bases 1 to 2034 code for a protein of 677 amino acids. The record is from RefSeq and is a predicted model, not a curated record. The transcript is spliced from 3 exons.
AUGGAAUGUGUCAAUGGAGGAAAUGGAUCUGAUGACUCCCCUGUGUCUGGGGGUCAGAACUUUCAGAAUUUUCAAGCUAAUCCUAAAGGCGCUGCUGCAACUCCGAGGUCCUUUCGGGACUUGUUAAGAGACACUCAAAUAGCCAACCAGAGUGCUAAUGAGGUUUGUGCUAAUGAGGUUUGUAUUGAGUUGGAUGAUGAGGAAGAAGUCUCGGAUGAUGAUGAAGCACCAGAAGGUAUAGUGGACUCUGAGCGAUGCCCUGUAAUUCUGCUAACAAAAGAGGAGAAGAAAGCAAUGCGAAGGCCUUGGCGGAACACUCUUAUAAUAAGAAUGUUCGAUGGAAGCCUUGGAUACAUGGGUUUGAUGAAAAAACUCAAGAGAAAAUGGCAAUUAAAAGGAGAUAUGAACCUCACUGACAUUGGUUCUAAAUAUUUCAUUGCAAGGUUUUCCAAUGCAGAUGAUUACAAUUAUGUCUUGACCCAAGGUCCUUGGCUAAUUGAUGACAAAUAUCUCACAAUUAGGAAAUGGACGCCAAAUUUCAUCCCUAAGGAGGCAUCUAUCAGUGUUUUGACUGUUUGGGUUAGAAUACCGAAUCUGAGUGUUGAGUAUUUUGACAAGGAAUUUUUGAAAAAAAUUGGUUCUAAGAUUGGGAAGGUAGUCCGAGUGGAUAAAUCCACAGCUUCUGCUGAGAGAGGUCACUUCACUCGGCUGAGUGUAGAAAUCGACCUUGCCAAACCUUUACUAGCAAAGUUCUGGCUAAAAGGAAAGAUAUGGAGAAUUCAAUACGAAGGAAUAAAGAUGGUUUGCUACAAGUGUGUAAGAAUGGGUCAUGAUGCAGAUCAAUGUGCACCUACCACUUCGAUUGACAACAUGGUGGUGGAUGAGGGGAACAAGCAGCUUGACAAUACUGCCUGUGAAGUGCCUGCCCCCCCUCCAGUGAUUAGACCGGAGGAAAAAGAUGAGUAUGGUGAUUGGAUGUUAGUCAAGAAGCCUGGCCGGAGAAAAAUUUCCAAACCGGAUAAAGCAGGGCAAAACACUAGCAAGGGUAUCAAUGGAAUUUCAAUGGAGCAAGGUCAACGCAAAGAUACUGCAACCGAGAAUAAUGGCAAGAUUAGUGGAGGAUCUCGGUUUACAGCGCUCAAUGUGGAGGUCUCUCAAGAAGAUAUAGAAAGAGCAAAUAAUAAGGAAGUUGUUAACAAUAAUGAGAUUAAGAAUCCGGAUGAUGAAUUCUCUGAAAAAAGAUCUCCAACUCAGCAAGAUAAGUAUAUGGUGAAUAAACAAGUAACCCAUAAGCUUAUUAGCCUCGGCAAAGAAAACCAACAGCCUAGUAUCGCGUCCUACAAAAAACAAAUCCCUGAAGAAGCAACCCAAGAAGAACCACAAGAAGUUGUUAAUGAUGCAGCACCAAAGUCCACCACUAAUGCUUCCCCCAAUGCCGAAUGUGAUCAAAUUAUCAAUUCCCCCGGAGAAGACACUAUGUGUUGGACAACCAAUGGAGAUGCCCUAUUUGGGCAUAGCAAACCCCCUGAUACAUGUGAUGGAGGUGAACAUCGAGUCUUGGGAGGAACCAAGCCCGGAACCGAUGGAACAAAAGAUAGCAUUCCUAAUCUAGCUCCUAAUAGCUCUCCCAUAACUUGUAUGGUAUGGAACGUACAAGGGGCAGGUAGUAAAGAAUUUAUCUAUGCUUUGAAAGAAGUAAUAAAGGUUAAUAAGCCUAAUGUUUUCGCUUUGGUUGAAACUCAUAUGGGGGGACAACAAGCGGAAAAAAUAGCCUCAAUUCUUGGUUAUACAGGGCAUACGAGAGUGGAUGCUCAUGGUUUUAGUGGUGGAAUAUGGGUAUACUGGAAAUCAGAACUAGUAUCAGUUGAGCCUAUAGUUAAACAUAGACAAUAUAUUACAAUGGAUAUUAAAAGAGUGGUGAGACCCCAUGGUACUUCACUGCGGUUUAUGCUAGUCCGGACCCGACCAAACGUAAUGAAUUAUGGCAAGAAUUACAAAAUUUUGCUAAUCAACAUAGUAAACCCUGGCUAUUAG